Molecule: messenger RNA, 1836 nt
Organism: Lycium barbarum (goji berry)
Lineage: Eukaryota; Viridiplantae; Streptophyta; Magnoliopsida; Solanales; Solanaceae
Exons: 2
Coding region: 1-630 (209 amino acids)
Source: RefSeq, a predicted model, not a curated record
AUGGCGGCCCAGAAGGGCAAGGCGAAGGUGGGAGAGACCAGUCAGGCACAACGAGCUACUCGGGCUCGUGUCUAUGAUUUGCCUGAGGUUGCACCUCAUUCUGAGGGGUCUGCUACACCCCCAUUAGUACAGCCUGGAGCAGGACCUUCAGCAGUUCCAGAGGUCCGUGUACCCGCUCCUGAGGCUCCAGCUCCUCAGCCAGGGGCGGAGGAUAGGACCCUAAGGGAGGCUGUACAGUUGUUGACCACGAUAGUAGCGGGACAGGCUCGCAGACGCGGGCGGAGGGACGAUGAUGAUGAGGACAGGCGGGACAGCCUGAGAGUUCGGGAGUUCUUAUUAUGUGGCCCUCCAGAGUUUUUCGGGUCUAAGCCCGACGAGGACCCCCAUGACUUCAUUCGGGGGAUGCGGCGUGCAUUAGACUUGGUCAGGGCUUCAGAGACCGAGUCGGUUGAGCUAGCUUCGCAUAGACUUCGGGAUGUUGCCGCGCGUUGGUAUGAGACUUGGGAGCUAUCCCGGGGUGAGGGUGCUCCUCCAGCUAUGUGGGAUCAGUUUGUGACUGCUUUCACCCGCCACUUUCUGCCCCCAGAGUUACGACGGGAGCGAGCUGAUCGGUUUUUGCAUCUGCAGUAGAGGGGUCGAAGCGUUCGUGAAUAUAAUUUGGAGUUUGAUUCCCUGGCCCGGUAUGCCCCUGCCGUGGUGGCAGAUAUGACAGAUCGGAUGCAUAGUUAUGUUAUGGGGUUGGAUCGUUACCUGAUUGACGGCUGUAUGGCGGUGUCAUUACAGACAGAUAUGGACAUUGCCCGUCUACAGGCCUACGCCCAAGGGAUGGAGAACCGGCACCGAGCAGAUCGGCCCAGCAGAGAGUAUGAUGGGAGACGGCCCAAGAGGGCCAGAUCAGCGGGGUAUUCUGGAGAUUCUCGGGGCGGGCAGCCUCAAUAUCAGUCCAGUGGGUACUUUCCUCCAUCCGGCCGGGACACUCAGUCUGUUAGUAAGAGAUUUGAUGGCGCAGGACCGUCCAGGGCAGACCAGAGUUCCAGAGCCCCAGGUCCUCAGGCGAGCAGGGGUCCCAGUCAGACUAGGCCACCUAUGCCCCCGUGUUCGUAUUGUGGAAGAUCGCACCCAGGUGAGUGCUUCAGGGUCACAGGGGCCUGUUUUGCUUGCGGCCGCCAGGGCCAUAUCAUGCGGGUUUGUUCGUGGGCAGGCGGUUCCGGUAGCGCAGCACCGCCGAUGAGGUCCGUUGCUGGUUCGUCAUCUACCCCUUCGGCCCCGCGCUCCACGGGGCGAGGUAUGCCAGCACCGGCGGGCCGCGGUAGAGGCCGUGGCGGGGGUUCAGAUUCUAGCGGUCCCUCGAACCGCAUCUAUGCUUUGACUGGUCGGCGGGACCCAGAGGCACCCCCAGAUGCAGACCCAGGUACAGAAGAUCGUUUGGGUGGUCCUCCAGUUUAGGCUACUCAUUCUGCUGUGUUGGAGAGCUCCCCUUGAGCCGGAGCCUACUUUUGGUACAUACCUUCUGUUGUAUGUGUGUGUUCGGUACAUUUGUGGAUGUGUGGGUAUGGCGGGGCCCUGUCCCGUCAUAUGUUCCUAUGUUCUGUUUUGUUUAGAGGCCUGUAGUCACAUUUGUGGGUCGUGGGUCCGGUGUGUUUGUAUGUGAGUCUGUUUUGCGAUCUUAAGCGGCCCGUACGCUACUAUGGCCAAAUCGGCCUCUGAGUUUGUAUGUGUGUGUGUGUGCAUUUGGGCGAUGUACAUUCCGCCCCUUUCUGAUGUGUGUGUGUGCAUUUGGGCGACGUAUAUUCCGCCACCUUUCUAAUUUUGAUUUGACUAAUCUGAACGGGCGAC